UGAGGCGCUAAGAAACGUUUUCAUAGCUCCUUGUGUUUGCAUCGUAUCAAUUUUUUCCAAUUCCUUUUUAUCUGUUAUGAACGAAGAUCAAUGGAAAUUCAUUUUUUUAAUUUCUCAACACUCGUUGGUUAGUUCUUCUCAGUUGCAAUAAACAAAAUCGUAUUGCAAGCAGAACGAGAUAACGUGGAACAUGCGCUCGACCAAAGGCAUCAUUCAAAUGGCACAAUCCUCCAAAGCGUAUUUUCUGAACUUUUUUAAGACUAUGUCAAGGGCUGGAGAUGUAAAAAUACCCAAAUUUGUUGAUAUCCAGAAUGACAAUUCUUUUGGAAAAUAUGCUAUAGUCCAACCUUGGCUAGUUUCUGAAAAAGUUAUUGUUCCUGUGUAUAUACCACAGCCAUCCUACAGCCAAUCAAUGAUACCCAAAGAUGGACCGACGAUACCUGAAAUCAAAGAUGAAUAUCAAAUAGAAUGUAUGAGACAGAGUUGCAAAUUUGCUGGUCACAUUCUGCGUCAAGUUGACACAUUAAUUAAGCCAGGCAUUACAACAGAUUUUCUUGACAAACAAGUACAUGAUAUGAUCAUUGGCAAUGGAGCAUAUCCCAGUCCACUCAACUACCGUGGUUUUCCUAAGUCUAUUUGUACAAGUGUUAACAAUAUCGCUUGCCAUGGUAUUCCAGACAAUAGGCCUUUGCAAGAAGGUGAUAUACUCAAUGUUGAUAUAACAGUUUACCUUAAUGGCUAUCAUGGCGAUUGCUCAGCCAUGUUUCAAGUUGGUGAGGUAGAUUCUGAAGGCAAACGAUUGAUAACAGUCACAGAAUUGUGUUUAAAGUCAGCUAUUGAAAUAUGCAAACCAAAUGAAUAUUUCUGCAAUAUUGGUAAUGUAAUAGAAGAGACAGCAAAUAAACAUAAUUUAAAUGUAAUACCUGCACUUUUGGGUCAUGGUAUCGGAACUUACUUUCAUGGUGCUCCAGACAUUUAUCACUUCGCAAAUGAUUUUCCUGACAAAAUGAAAUCGGGUAUGACAUUUACUAUUGAACCAGCUUUAAGUCAAGGAACAACGCAGAUUGAAAUUCUGGAAGAUGGAUGGACAACUUGUACUAUUGAUAAUUCUAGGACAGCUCAAGUUGAACAUACAAUUUUAAUAACAGAUACUGGAUGCGAAGUGCUAACACUUUAGUGUACAAUCGAUAUUAUUGCUAUUUUAUAUAAAAAGUACCUAUGAAAUACAUAUUAUUUUUAGCAUACAUAAAUUAAUUUGCACAUAUACGUUUUAGUCUUGCAAGUACUAUCUUGUGUUUUUAUAUGUAAAAAUGAAAGAUAAAAUUUAUGUCUAUUA
Solenopsis invicta (red fire ant) is the source of this 1336-nucleotide messenger RNA. Its product is annotated as methionine aminopeptidase 1D, mitochondrial. Bases 191 to 1177 code for a protein of 328 amino acids. NCBI's taxonomy places the organism in Eukaryota, Metazoa, Arthropoda, Insecta, Hymenoptera, Formicidae. Gene Ontology annotation, biological process: proteolysis. Gene Ontology annotation, molecular function: metalloaminopeptidase activity. The transcript is spliced from 7 exons. The record is from RefSeq and is a predicted model, not a curated record.